GAAUUGGAGUUUUCAUCGACAGGUCCUGUAUCCUUCCUCCUCACUCGCGCAGGAGGGAGGGAAAUAAAAUAGUCCUGGAAGGAUGUCUGUCCCAGCGGUCGAAAUUUCUGCAGCUCCACAAGGGUGAUUUCUGUCAGCAGGUAAGACUUCCAGUUUCAAAGAUGCCGCUCUUUGGGAAAAUUGUUGUUAUUAAACGGAAUGGGACCGAUGGAAUCCAUUUUCCACUCACUGCAAGUUCUUGUUUAUUUGGAAGGAAAACAGAGUGCGAUAUCCGCAUACAGCUGCCUCAAGUCUCAAAAGAACAUUGUAAAAUUGAAGUCAAUGAGAACAAGGAGGCAAUCUUGAUUAAUUUAAGUACUGUAAAUCCAACGCAAUUGAAUGGUAACAGUUUUCAGCAACCUGCACAUCUGAAGCAUGGAGAUGUGUUCACUAUUGUUGAUCGUUCUUUCAGGUUUGAAUAUCUGCCUCAAUCAACGCCAAGAAAGAGACUUUCUAGAACUCCAAAAAAUGAAACCCUACAGGUUCUUCAUGUUCAGCAGGUGGCAGAAGUGGACUUACAGAGCCCAAGAUCUAAAAGUCCUCAGACCUCUGAUAAAAUCAUAGAAUGUGAAGGCCAAAAUUUUGGUGAAAAGGACAAGAAAAGCACUGAGGAAGAUAUUUCCAGAGUUGUACCAGCCAAACAACAUGCAACACCUAAAACAACAUACAGAACAGCUAAAUCUAACAGAAGAGAAAAUGAGAUGUCUCCUUUUAGCAAACUUUAUGAAUUGUUGAAAAAUGAGAUUGAUGUGAAAACACGGAAAGAUGGCAACGAAGAGAUACCUAUGCCACGACAAGCAGAGACUAAUGCCCAGCAAAUUUCAUUAUUGAUAUUUCCAUCUGGUCAAGAGACCCAAACUAAGGAAAAAGAGGCAAUCGUUGGUGAAGAUAUUGAACAGUCUGAAGUUAAAGAACAAGAAAUACACAGUGUGGAACUUAAACAGAUUUCUACUGAAGGAAAUAGUUCUAAGAAGACCAAUGAAAUAAGUUCUGCAAAUUCAGGUGAACCACGGACUGGACAAGAUCCAUCAUUAGGAGUUAAAGCAACAGAAAUUUCAAAUGAAAUUCAAAAGAAAGAUGUAGUGUGCAGUAGAGUUGAUGGGAAUGAAUCAUGUAUUUUGGGGAAAAGUAAUAAAUAUUCAAAGCAAAAGAGAAAUAGUAAACAGCUUACACCAAGAAAAUCCUUAAAUGCAGAAGAAGUGCUAAAAGAAAUUCAUGAUGAGACUUACUCUGUUAGCAUAACUAAGGAGAGAGAUUCUGAAACUGUUGAAUUUUCUCCUGGGUAUAGUAAUUCCAAAAGCCCCAAAGGGAGUGUUAGACAGGGUAAAAAAAUUUCAAAUAAAAGUCCAUCAUCAGAAUUAUUAACUCCGGAAAGGUUAACAUCGAAAGAUGCAUCUUCUGCUAGCGGUAAAUAUCACUCUGGAGCGCAAAGGGGAAGACGAAUGAGCUCUGGAAAGAUGGCUGAAGAAACGUUGGAGGGAGAUUCAUCUCAAGAACCUGACAAGAAUGUAGAUAUUAAAGGUAGUGAUGUUAAAGAAACGCUGACCACAGAGAACUACCAACAGAAAUUAGAGGUGGAAGAUGCUAAUAUUGUACUGGGUCCUCACAGGUUGUCAUCAAAAAGAAGGUGCUCUGAAAGUGUUGCACUUCUGAGAGAUGAUGAAGUUGCAUCAAAAAUAAAUAUUUCUAGCCUACCUACUGAAGACAAAAAGUCAGGGGAGACAAAGAGGUUACCUCAAAAGCGGAAAAGUGGAGAACUUGAGUUAUUACAUCAGCCUUUUGGGAAAAGAAAGAGAGUGUCCUUUGGUGGUCAUCUCAGUCCUGAACUUUUUGAUAAAAGUCUGCCACCCAAUUCACCACUUAGAAGAGGUGCAAUUCCAGCAAGGUUAAGCUUACCAUUUGGAAAUUCACCUCGUGCAGUUCUGAAGAAGGGCCAGGGAUUCAAACGUCUUGUAAUCAAGGAUCUUUCAGAGCAUUUGCAGAGACAAAAAUCAUCACAAAGAAACUUGCCUGCCAGGAGGUCCCCGGCUCCCUCGCCGCCUGCCAAGAGGUCCCCGGCUGCCUCGCCGCCCGCCCUUAAAAAAGCGUCACCUAAGCUCACUGCAAACUCCCCAUCAAAUACACCAUACACAAAAGGACGUUUCUCUGUUUCUCACAUUAGCACACCAUCUCCUACUUCAAAGGAGCAGGGUACUGCUGCAACAGAAGUUAAGGAAAGCGAGAGAGAUUUUACUGGAGUCGAGACACCUGAAUCUUUUCAUAUUAACCAGGAACAUCAGAUGUCUGUGCCAACUACACCUAAACAAUUAAUAAGGCGUAGUAUAAGGUUUUCUGCGAAGAGAACUCCCAUGAAGAGGAGGAGUGAUGCUGUGGAAACAAUUCAUUCUAAAAGAAGAAGUGGUGCUUCUAAAGCCAAUUUGCUAGUUGCAAAAUCUUGGGCAGAAGUGGUGAAGUUGGGUGUUGCAAGACCGCAAGUAAAAGCUGUUAAAAAAUGUGUUCUCAAAGGAAAAUCAGCCAAGAAGUUAACAAAAUCACCCAAGACUCCAGCAAGAAAAGUAAAGGGUCAUUUUAGUACAGGUCAUGCAGAUUCUCCAGCUACCAUAGUGAUAGGAAAAGCUCAUACCACCACAGUGAAGCUGGUUGGACAGGCCCCUAGAGUGGUGAAGAAUUGUGCUUUGAAACAAAACAUGGAUAUAAAUGAAAGCUUCACAGGAAUGACUGAGAUGUUUAGAACUCCAGUAAAUGAAAAUCAAAAAAGUCCAUCUUUAUCUGCUGCUCACAAGACUGAUCUUACACCAUCAUGUGCUAAAGCAGAAGGCUCUGAGGUACACACUCCAGAGGAGUCUGGAGAGAUGGUAAUAUCACCAUUAAGUACAUCCGGCAUGUCACAACAGAGAAAAGAUAGUCAAGAUGUUGUAUCUCGCUUCCUGAGACUGGAGAAGUCUCCAAAUUCUGCUUUUGUGGCUGCUAAGUUAAAGCAGACUCCUAAAAAAGAGAGAACUGUACUGGAAGAGAAGGUGGAAAUGAGUAAUCCGUUAGUAAUGCCAGAAAAGCAUAUAACUGAGGUGACAGUGAGAGCUAAAAGGCUUGUGAAGACUCCAAAGCAAAAGAUCAAACCCGUCGAGGCUCUCUCAGGCGUCAAAAGGCUCUUGAGGACUCCAAAGCAAAAGACCGAACCCGUCGAGGCUCUCUCGGGCGUCAAAAGGCUCUUGAGGACUCCAAAGCAAAAGACCGAACCCGUCGAGGCUCUCUCGGGUGUCAAAAGGCUCUUGAGGACUCCAAAGCAAAAGACCGAACCCGUCGAGGCUCUCUCGGGCGUCAGAAGGCUCUUGAGGACUCCAAAGCAAAAGACCGAACUCGUCGAGGCUCUCUCGGGCAUCAAAAGGCUCUUGAGGACACCAAAGCAAAAGACCGAACCCGUCGAGGCUCUCUCGGGCGUCAAAAGGCUCUUGAGGACUCCGAAGCAGAAGAUGGAACCUCUUACAGAUGAAAUUGCCUUAAAAAGAUUACUAAAGACUCCAGCACAAAAAAAGCAAGUAGUAAAUGAUCUGGUGGGAGUCUGUUUUAUGAAGACAACACAAAAGCAGAAAUGUCAGCCAGUAGAAGACAAGAUAGGGAUCAGCCAUAUUAUGAAAACAUCUAAUCAGAGAAUCCAAUCAGAAGAUAUGGUAGGAAUCAAAAGGCUAUUGAAGACAAAGGAAAGAGUUGAACCAGUAGAAGACAUGUUUGGUAUCAGCAGACUACUGAGGACACCAAGGGAAAAAUAUCUACCAGUUGAUGACUAUGUGGGAUUGCAAAAACUUAUGGCUGAGCCUAAACAAAAAUAUUCAAAUUCUGAACUGGAUUAUGUUGGUGUUAAAGAAAUUUUUGAUACACCAAAGGAAAUUAAGGUCAAAGUUACGGAUCUCAUGCAAGAAAAUAAUUCUCCUCAUAUUGAUCCUAAACAUGAACGUGAAUCUAGAGGAAAUUAUGAAAGAGAAGAACUGAAGCAAGAGAAAAGAAUGGAAGAUUCACUUGAAAAAACAUCACUCCCAUUUGUGAGAUCUAGGAAUAGAAACAUUAAAAAUGAACAAGAAUUGCAAGAAAACUUUGAACAUGCAUGUAUUUCACCUAAGGAGUCAGAAAUUGUGAAAAAUAUAGAAAAUAUUGAAAAAGAAAAAAUAAGUGAUGGGUCUCCGACCGAGAGCCAUAAUCUCUCAAAUUCAGUAAUCUCUCUUUUACUUACCAAAAUGGAUCCAGUUCAAGAACCAGCUAUGCAAUGGCAAAGAGAAUCUAGUAGCAGUAAAAAUGUAAGAGGGCACCCUCUGCAAACAGGGCUUAUAGCACCUGAAGAUAAGUCUGAUCAAGGUAGUGUAGAAAAUAAUGAAAAGGUGGCUCUGUCAGUUAGGAAGAGGUCCAGAAGGGAGAAAAAAUUAGAAAUGCUAGAAUCAUUAGUUCCAGCUAAAAGAACCAGAAGAGGGAAAACUGAAGAUAACAAACAGGAAUUUACAGAGGAACACGAUGCAAAAGAAAAAUCCCAAAGACAGACAACAAGGAAUCCUUGUAGAGCAGAAACAGUAAAGUGUGUACAAACAGAUGAACAGGAUUUUGCCAACAGUACCAUUGAGGCUGCUGCAGUAGAAGAAUCUGAAAUCGAUAAACCAACCCUUGAAAUUAUGGUAACAGAGAUGAAAGGAAGAAAAUCUUUGAGAGUAAAAUCUAGAAAGCAAUUAGAGGAAACAAAGAAAGUAAGUACAGAGAUGGUACCUGAAAACAUAACAAGUGUCCAGGAAGCCAAGAGAACAUCAAAAGAAACUGUAGUUAAAACACACAAAUCUAUAAAAAAUGAGACAAAAGCAGCUCAGGGAAAUAAGGAAGCAAAAACAGGUCAAAGCUUAAAGUUAAAGGAGUCACAUUUUGAAAACACAAAUGACGCACCACUUGAUGUUUAUAGCUCGCAAGCAAACAGGAAUUCAAUUAAAAAAACUAAUCAAACACAUGGAAAUAACACAGGUCAAAAAGGUAUACUGGACAUUAAGGAAGGUGAAUUUGCCAAAAAUGAAAAAAUGAUACCACAAAAUAUAUCAGAAACUGAACCAGAGACAAUUUCUACAAAGGAUUCUCUAGGAUCUCUACAGACAGUGCAAAGUUCCAAAACCAAGAAAGCCCAAAACAAUCCAACUGCUGCAAUGGUAUAUGAUGAGAGAACUGUUCUUAGACACGGAAAGAGGAUAAGGAAAGGUGAUGGCAAACAGGAAGCAUCCGAAACCAAACAAAUUGAGAUUUUAGAAAAUAAUCCUACAGAAGCAAAUGAAAAUACACCAAGAAGAGACAGAGGGAAAAAAGUUCAUUUUGAACUUGAGGAAGCCAGUUCUGCUUCUCUCAGAGGAAAACACGUUUUAUCUGAAGGUAAUGAUAAAGACCAAAAUGAGACUUCAGAAAACUUUCCUUCCCAAGCAAAUGAAAAUCUCUCAAGAAGGGGCAGAAGGAAAGAAGUAGAUCUCACACCAGAUAAGGUUAGUUCCACUUCUCUUAGAAAAAAAGACAGCUUGCCAGAAAGUGAUGCCAAAAAAGACCAAGAUGCAGCUUUGGAAUCUACUGCUUCCCCUACAAAAGAGAAUACAUCCAGAAGGGGCAGAAGGAAACAGGUUGAUCAUAAAGUGCUGGCAGCUAACUCCACUUCUUUUGGAGGAAAAUGCACCUUGCCAGGAGAUAGCAGUAAAGAAGAGAUGUCAGAAAGUCAAAAUGUGCCUUUUGAAGCUAUUGUUUUGCCUACAAAAGAGAAGCUAUCAAGAAGGGGCAGAAGGAACCAAGUUUCUCUCACAUCUCAGGCAGCUAAUUGCACUUCUCUCAGAGGAAAACGUAACUGGACAGAAAAUGAUGAUAAAGAUGCGAUUCCUAAAGACCAAAACGUGCCUUUGGGAAGUACUACUUCUCAGGCAAAAGUGAAUCCAUCAAGAAAGGGCAGAAGGCAACAGGUUGAACUCACAACACAGGCAGCUAGUUCCACUUCUCUCCAAGGAAAAAGCAGCUUGCCAGAAAAUGAUGAUAAAGAGAAGGUUCCUAAAGAAGACCAAAAUGUGCCUUUGGAAAAUACUACCGAGGCAAAAGCUAAUCCACCCAGAAAGGGCAGAUGGAAACAGGUUGAUCUCACAAGACAAGCAGCUAGUUCCACUUCUCUCCGAGGAAAAAGCAGCUUGCCAGAAAAUGAUGAUAAAGAGAAGGUUCCUAAAGAAGACCAAAAUGUGCCUUUGGGAAAUACUACUGAGGCAAAAGCUAAUCCACCCAGAAAGGGCAGACGGAAACAGAUUGAUCUCACAACACAGGCAGCUAGUUCCACUUCUCUCCGAGGAAAAAGCAGCUUGCCAGAAAAUGAUGGUAAAGAGAAGGUUCCUAAAGAAGACCAAAAUGUGCCUUUGGGAAAUACUACUGAGCCAAAAGCUAAUCCACCAAGAAAGGGCAGACGGAAACAGGUUGAUCUCACAACACAAGCAGCUAGUUCCACUUCUCUCCGAGGAAAAACCAGCUUGCCAGAAAAUGAUAAUAAAGAGAAGGUUUCUAAAGAAGACCAAAAUGUGCCUUUGGAAAAUAUUACUUCCCAGGCAUCAAAAAAGGGCAGAAGAAAACAGGCUGAUCUCACAACACAGGCAGCUAGUUCCACUUCUCUCCGAGGAAAAAGCAGCUUGCCAGAAAAUGAUGGUAAAGAGAAGGUUCCUAAAGAAGACCAAAAUGUGCCGUUGGUAAAUACUACUGAGGCAAAAGCUAAUCCACCAAGAAAGGGCAGACGGAAACAGGUUGAUCUCACAACACAAGCAGCUAGUUCCACUUCUCUCCGAGGAAAAACCAGCUUGCCAGAAAAUGAUGAUAAAGAGAAGGUUCCUAAAGAAGACCAAAAUGUGCCUUUGGAAAAUAUUACUUCCCAGGCAUCAAAAAAGGGCAGAAGAAAACAGGUUGAUCUCACAACACAGGCAGCUAGUUCUACUUCUCUCCAAGGAAAAAGCAGCUUGCCAGAAAAUGGUGGUAAAGAGAAGGUUCCUAAAGAAAACCAAAAUGUGCCUUUGGGAAAUACUACUGAGGCAAAAGCUAAUCCACCCAGAAUGGGCAGACGGAAACAGGUUGAUCUCACAACACAGGCAGCUAGUUCCACUUCUCUCCGAGGAAAAACCAGCUUGCCAGAAAAUGAUGAUAAAGAGAAGGUUCCUAAAGAAGACCAAAAUGUGCCUUUGGAAAAUAUUACUUCCCAGGCAUCAAAAAAGGGCAGAAGAAAACAGGUUGAUCUCACAACACAGGCCGCUAGUUCCACUUCUCUCCGAGGAAAAAGCAGCUUGCCAGAAAAUGAUGGUGAAGAGAAGGUUCCUAAAGAACACCAAAAUGUGCCUUUGGGAAAUACUGCUGAGGUAAAAGCUAAUCCACCCAGAAGGGGCAGACGGAAACAGGUUGAUCUCACAACACAGGCAGCUAGUUCCACUUCUCUCCGAGGAAAAGGCAGCUUGCCAGAAAAUGAUGGUGAAGAGAAGGUUCCUAAAGAACACCAAAAUGUGCCUUUGGGAAAUACUACUGAGGUAAAAGCUAAUCCACCCAGAAGGGGCAGACGGAAACAGGUUGAUCUCACAACACAGGCAGCUAGUUCCACUUCUCUCCGAGGAAAAGGCAGCUUGCCAGAAAAUGAUAAAGAGAAGGUUCCUAAAGAAGACCAAAAUGUGCCUUUGGGAAAUAUUACUUCCCAGGCAUCAAAAAAGGGCAGAAGAAAACAGGUUGAUCUCACAUCUCAAGUAGCUAGUUCCACUUCUCUCAGGGAAAAACGCCACUUGCCAGAGGAUGAAAAGGCAGCCAAAAAAUUAAAAUCAGAGUAUGGUCAAAGUAUAACUCUGCAGAAAGAAACAAGAAACAAAACUAAAGGAGAACUUGGCAAAGGUGAUAUAAGCAUGAUUCAGAGUGCUGGAGGAACAGAAAGGAAAACAAGAGCAAGUGCAAGAACAAGAAAAUAACCUCCUUAAUAGUUGUAGAACCAGUUUUGAAAUGUUUUCAGUAUUUGAUUUUGCAGUUUUUUUAUGUAAAUGGAUGAGCACUUAGAUUUGAUAGAGUUGUAAAGCAUUCAGUGAAUUUAGGUAUAAUGGAGAUAUGUUUAUCUGUUUAUAUAAGUAGAAGUGAUACCUCUUUUAAUGGCAUAAUUCAGCUAAAUAUAUUUGCUUUCCAAACUGUGGUGAGCUUGUGCAAAAUUACAGCAACUAAAAAAACUUUCUGUGCCAACACUGAUGCCUCCUUUCACUGAUGAUCAUUUCAGCAGUCUGGAAGUUGUAUUACUUUGCUGAAUCUGCCCAUAUGUAAUUGUAUGUUCUUAUCUAGUUAGCUUAAUUUUGGGAUACUAAAGUUUUAUAUUUUCAUGAAAAUUCUGUAAAUAUCCUUUUUAAAAAAAUCUACAGGUUUUUAUUGGCAAAACUAUUAUGUGGGAAUUCUGAUUUAACAGCUUAAAUUGACUACUGCAAAAAAUGCAAAUAGAUUUUUAUAAGAGUUAAUAAAUUUUGUAAAUGUUAA
This is a messenger RNA of Chelonia mydas (Green sea turtle), 8553 nucleotides long. RefSeq names its product marker of proliferation Ki-67 (gene MKI67). Gene Ontology annotation, biological process: regulation of chromosome segregation; regulation of mitotic nuclear division. The coding region runs from base 162 to 8006 and encodes 2614 amino acids. Gene Ontology annotation, cellular component: chromosome; nucleus. The transcript is spliced from 17 exons. Lineage: Eukaryota; Metazoa; Chordata; Testudines; Cheloniidae. The record is from RefSeq and is a predicted model, not a curated record. Gene Ontology annotation, molecular function: protein binding.